UAAAUAGUUCCAACACUGCAGUACGGUACAAGCAACAACAUCUCUCUUGUCGCAGCAGCGGAAGACAGUCAACAUGAUACCUCUCAGCGAUUUUCAAAAAAUCGGGAUCGGUCUCUCUGGUUUUGGCGUAAUAUUUCUAAUUCUCGGGACUGUGUUGUUUUUUGAUCGUGGUCUUCUAGCGAUGGGAAACAUUUUGUUUAUUGCCGGCGUGGCGUUCGUUAUCGGGAUGGAGAGGACGUUUAAGUUCUUCUUUCAGGCACGGAAGGCGAAAGCGACUGGUUGUUUCAUUGGUGGCAUAUUAAUCGUUCUUCUCGGGUUUCCAGUCAUUGGAAUGAUAGUGGAAUUGUACGGAUUUUAUCUUCUAUUUAAGGGUUUUCUUCCAAUUGCUGUGAACUUUUUGAGACGAGUUCCAAUUAUUGGAAACGUUUUGAAUUUACCCGGACUUAGAUCGUUGAUGACAAGAGUUGAAGAAUCAUCUAGUUCUAUGGCAUGACGUGACAGAAAUUAGUUCUUAUUGGUACAGUUUGAUCACUUACUGCUCGAUUUCAUUCCAAAAAGAAUGAACUUAUCAAGUCAACAUGAGUGCCAUUACAAUCAACUAA
Corticium candelabrum is the source of this 602-nucleotide messenger RNA. Its product is annotated as vesicle transport protein GOT1B-like. The coding region runs from base 74 to 493 and encodes 139 amino acids. The transcript is spliced from 5 exons. Gene Ontology annotation, biological process: retrograde transport, endosome to Golgi; endoplasmic reticulum to Golgi vesicle-mediated transport. Gene Ontology annotation, cellular component: endoplasmic reticulum; membrane. The record is from RefSeq and is a predicted model, not a curated record. Lineage: Eukaryota; Metazoa; Porifera; Homoscleromorpha; Homosclerophorida; Plakinidae.